Molecule: messenger RNA, 819 nt
Organism: Laetiporus sulphureus 93-53
Lineage: Eukaryota; Fungi; Basidiomycota; Agaricomycetes; Polyporales; Laetiporaceae
Exons: 5
Coding region: 1-819 (272 amino acids)
Source: RefSeq, a predicted model, not a curated record
AUGAGGAGGGAAAAGUUUCAAAAAGUCAAGACCAGGAGUCAAGUCAGGGCAACCCAAGCCCUUGCCAAGGAGAGGAGACAGGAACAGUCAGACUUGCCAGAUGUGGACAUUUUAAAUUCAUCAGUUUCCUCAGCAACGCUCAGCCUUUCAGACAAAAACUCAGAGACAGUCAUCGAGACUGCAUCUGAGCCUGCACCAAGCAUGGACAGAUUGUACUCGGAGAUUUUGAUCAGUGAACGAGAGGACGAGACGGAUGAGUAUGAGCCUUCAGCAUAUGACGAUGCAAUGGACAUGGCUCGGAAUGAGGACUCCAUCCUCCAUGAUCUUUCAGCAAUCCUUCCCAGUCACUUCUCCAUUACAAGGGAAAUUGAGCAGACACUGCCCAAGACUCCUCAGCAGGACAUGCUACAGCAUCUGGAAACCCAGAGAAAUACAUGGGAGGAGGAAGAGGCAGAGGAGGAGGAGGAGGUGGGGACAGAGGUAGUGGCAGAGGUUCAGGACAGGGAAGUAAUGCAGGAAAAGGAUUUAGCAGAUCGGGCAAACUGGGUGGCAGAUCCAGACCAGGAGGAGGCAGAAGUGGAGGAUCAGGUGGAGGUGGCAAUGGUGGCAGACCAGGACCAGAUGGAGGAGGAGGAGGAGGACAGGGGUCAGGGCAAGCACCCAGAAGAGGAGGAGCUAUGGUUGACAGUCCCUGUGACAUCCACUGCAGACUAUGCCCUCUUCAAGCAACAGAUCUUUGAGCUCUAUCCAGGGGCAGAAGGUGACCAUCUCUACACCAUUGCUGAUCUCGAGCAGUGCAUUGUGGAGGCUCUCACCUGA